AUGAAGCUGAGAAGGGCGUGGCCCGUUGUGGCAUCCACAAGUUGGUCAAUUCAGGGGAGAAGGAAGUUGUCCUUUAGACAGGCGCGAUUUAGGUCGCCACGUAGUGUAGUCUGCCUCCUUGAUGAAACCGAUACUUUAGAGUUUCUCCACCUUCACUUUCAUGGCCUCAUAUCAUUCUGGGUCAUAGGCUUGACGCUUCUGCCGAACAGGUCAGACGACGGGGUUGAUGCUAAGUCGAUGGGAGAUGAGAUCUGGCGAUAUGCCUGGCAUAUCAUUGUAGGACCAAGCGAAGACCUUAGAGUUGACGCAGAGAAAGGCUAUAAGGGCAAAGCGAAGGUCAGGGAGAAUGGAGGUACCGAUCUGUACCUGCCGAUUCAGGAAGUCGUCAUGAAGGUAGAUGAGUUCCAGGUCUUCCAUGGGUUCGACUCGGGGGGGUAA
This is a messenger RNA of Prunus armeniaca (apricot), 438 nucleotides long. Lineage: Eukaryota; Viridiplantae; Streptophyta; Magnoliopsida; Rosales; Rosaceae. The record is from the annotation of a GenBank genome assembly.